GCAGAAUGGAACAUACCUGGUUCUGUUUGCUACUCUUUCUGACAACCAUCAUCUACUGUAAGCCCUCUGAAGAUCAUCAGAUGCCAAGGAACUCCAACUUCAGUGAUCUUGUAGAACAGGUUGUAACUGAUCAACCCAAGCCUUUCCUGAGUGUCUCUCCUCAGUGGUUGAACCCUGGAGACUCAGUGACUCUGAGAUGUCGGUUUAACAAGACAUCCAUCCACUGGAGGUUCUUCUGGUACAGGAAUGUUUCUUCAAAUCAGUCCUACCCUUUUAAGCCCCUAUCUGAUGAUGGGACUACUGAAGAAAAUUACACUCUGAGUCCUGCUGGUCGUAUUCACACAGGAGAAUAUGUGUGUAGAGGCGUAGAACGCCGCAUAUUGUACACAGAAUACAGUGAACCCCAGUUUCUCUGGUCAGGAGUUUUAGAUCUGCAGUCUGCAGUCUCUCUGACAGUAAAUCCUAACAGAACUCAGCAUUUUACAAGGACAUCUGUCUCACUAAGCUGUGAGGAGAAAGGAAACUCUACUGGAUGGAGACUGAUGAGAUACACAGACAGAGGAACAGAGUCAGGGUGUGUUUCAUACAACGGAACAAUAGAAGGGUCCACAUGUAACAUCAGAAACACUCUGAUUCAGGACAGUGGAGUGUACUGGUGUGAGUCUGGAUCAGGAGAGAACAGUAAUGCUGUCAACAUCACAGUGACUGAUGGUGAUGUGAUCCUGGAGAGUCCCGUCCAUCCAGUGACUGAAGGACACACUGUGACUCUAGUCUGUAAACACAGAAAAAACAUAUCAAACAUUAUUAACACUGAUUUCUACAAAGAUGGAGUACUGAUCAGGAAUGAGAUCACAGGAGAGAUGACCAUCCCUGCAGUAUCAAAGUCAGAUGAAGGCUUUUAUAAAUGUAAAUCUAAUGAAGGAGAAUCACCUGGAAGCUGGGUGACAGUUACGGGUAAAAAACAAUUCUGA
This is a messenger RNA of Esox lucius (northern pike), 971 nucleotides long. RefSeq names its product Fc receptor-like protein 2. The record is from RefSeq and is a predicted model, not a curated record. Gene Ontology annotation, biological process: cell surface receptor signaling pathway. The transcript has 6 exons. Gene Ontology annotation, molecular function: transmembrane signaling receptor activity. Lineage: Eukaryota; Metazoa; Chordata; Actinopteri; Esociformes; Esocidae. The coding region runs from base 6 to 971 and encodes 321 amino acids.